This is a messenger RNA of Panicum virgatum (switchgrass), 1645 nucleotides long. Its product is annotated as alpha-ketoglutarate-dependent dioxygenase AlkB-like. Lineage: Eukaryota; Viridiplantae; Streptophyta; Magnoliopsida; Poales; Poaceae. The record is from RefSeq and is a predicted model, not a curated record. The transcript is spliced from 4 exons. Gene Ontology annotation, molecular function: ferrous iron binding; oxidative RNA demethylase activity; broad specificity oxidative DNA demethylase activity. Gene Ontology annotation, cellular component: nucleus; cytoplasm. Gene Ontology annotation, biological process: oxidative RNA demethylation. Bases 469 to 1446 code for a protein of 325 amino acids.
CCGACGUUUCUACAUCGACCGCAAAAACGCUGGUUCCAAUAAUUUCCGACCCCUAACGGGUUAGGGUUCGCGGCAAGCCGCUGUUGAUUGCUACAGUACAAUAUAGUGUUGAGUUGCAAAAGUUGCGCGAUGUCGUGUGGUGGUUAGAGCUCAAGGCGGCCUAGUUCGUCGUGGUUUCGUGGGAAGGGGGAGCUUAUUAGAAUCAACUCUUUGGCUACCGAGAUGGGAAGCCCAUGGGGACAAAAUUCAAGUAUUAUCCUUUCUCUGCAAAUUAGGAGAUGAACUGGUGGUUUUCGUGUCUGUUUGUGCAAUAUGAGUUGUAGUAUUGCAGGUGAACUGGAAUAAGAAGAUGUAUGAUUUCGUGUCUGUUUGUGCAAUAUGAGUUGUAGUAUUGCAGGUGAACUGGAAUAAGAAGAUGUAUGAUGCUAAAUUUGAGUUUCUGAUUACUUCUAAAUUUGAAUUCAAGUUAUGUUCUAUAUGGACUAUGGAAGGUCUUCGGAACGGCAAAAGCAGGGGGCAUGUACAUUCUCUCCUUCACUUAGCAGCAAAUAUUCACCUCAACAGUUGGUUGCACCUGCUCACCCACCGCAAGCUGCAGACUCCAGAAGCAGUUCAUAUAGUGCUGGAUCUGUGGGAUCUGAUUCUGGAGCUUCCCCAUUUGACAUAUGUUUGAGUGGUAACAAAUGCGGCAUCAAGUUGAAUUCUUCUUUACUUGAGAUCAACAGAGCAAAAAGACGGGACAGGGAACUUUCCAAGGAUGCUCCAUUCCAGUACUUGAGACCUGGGAUGGUUCUGUUGAAAAGAUUCAUAAAGCCUAAUGAUCAGGUUAAAAUUGUCAAAGUUUGCCAGCAGCUUGGUGUUGGUUCAGGAGGAUUUUAUAGACCUGGCUACCGAGAUGGGGCUAUGUUAAGACUCUGGAUGAUGUGCUUAGGGAAAAACUGGGAUCCGGAUUCACACUCAUAUGGCGAUACACGUCCGUUCGAUGGAGCUCAACCACCGACCAUACCAGAAGAAUUCAGGAAGUAUGUUCAAGAUGCCAUUCAAGCUUCCCAUGAACUCCUGAAACAAAACAUAGGAGCUGUCAAUGCUGUGGACGAACUUCCUCUGAUGUCACCAGAUAUCUGCCUUGUUAACUUCUACAACAGUAGUGGGAGGCUAGGUCUUCAUCAGGACAAAGAUGAAUCAAUGAGCAGCCUUGAUAAGGGAUUGCCUGUCGUUUCUUUUUCAUUAGGCGAUACCACAGAAUUCUUGUAUGGCGAUGUUAGAGAUGAAGAGAAGGUUUCAAAGGUUGCUCUUGAAUCUGGUGACGUCCUUAUAUUUGGUGGUAAGUCGAGGCUGAUAUUCCACGGGGUUUCCAACAUGAAACCUAAUACGGCGCCAAAGUGGCUGACGGAUGAGACAAGUCUUCGACCUGGGCGUCUGAAUCUCACAUUCAGGCAGUACUAGACAGUUGCCUACUAACCAGUAGAAGGUCACUUAUCUUUUUUUGUACGUAUCUCAGUAUGUUGUUACCAAAAAAAUUGCAGUAGAUUCUAUCUAGUAACUGAAGAUCAUGAAUGCACCGCUGCAUUGAAUGUUUGUUACCCUGAUAAAUCUUUUGCCUUCAUCUUGCAUGUGAAUAUAUGGGAAUUCAGAGUUGCAGACA